AUGCUUGGGCUGCUCCUGGCGCUCCUCGGGUGCGCUGCCAAUAUCACGGUCCACAGCAUGGAGUCCUCAAACCCGUGUGUGUUUCAGGCGAGGGCCGCGAAAGAUUUCGCAGUCGGCGAGGUGGUGUUGAUUCCGCACGGACCUGUGCACGACUUCUCGGAGGGGGCCAAGAUGAGGAGGCCAAAAUCGCAUCAUCCGCAGCACCCCUACUUGGUAACGACAGAAAUCGGAGCCUACGACAUCUGCGACGACCUAUCGAAAUACAUCAUCCAGAGCCCCCUCGCCCAGUUCAAGCCAGGCAAGGCCCUAGGGGUGUCGCCCUUCUGGGCGGUCUUGGAGGCGACGGUGGCCGACACCACGGUGGGGAACUUGGAGGCGAGGUGCCUGACGCAAGAGAUCUCCUGCGAGUUCAAGCAGGAUGGGCGCAAGCAGCGUGGGAAAGAUAAAGCCCCAACGGUGACGAUCCUGGUGCCCGCGUUCGUGAACGUGAAGGCGGUGAUGCGCGGGGCAGUCUUCGUCGCCAAGCCUGCUGCCAUCCAGAACAUGUGA
Molecule: messenger RNA, 549 nt
Organism: Prorocentrum cordatum
Lineage: Eukaryota; Dinophyceae; Prorocentrales; Prorocentraceae
Source: the annotation of a GenBank genome assembly